This is a messenger RNA of Penicilliopsis zonata CBS 506.65, 918 nucleotides long. RefSeq lists its product as hypothetical. The transcript has a single exon. The coding region runs from base 36 to 902 and encodes 288 amino acids. NCBI's taxonomy places the organism in Eukaryota, Fungi, Ascomycota, Eurotiomycetes, Eurotiales, Aspergillaceae. The record is from RefSeq and is a predicted model, not a curated record.
UACAUGCUAUAAACACCUUGAUAAAUUCAAUAAAGAUGUCACGAUACAGCAUCUCGGACAACCCACCGAUUUCUCGGAAGAAUACCACGGCAUUACUCCUCAUUAAUAACCAGCUGGGCUUCCGCGACAUCUCUGCCUGGGGCACUGGGGCCUCUACUCCCGACUAUGACAAGAACAUCAGCGCUCUGAUCAGUCUAUUCCGAGAUAUCUGCGCCAAAAGCCCAGAAGGCGAAGGCCCAUUGAUGAUCCAUGUUCAGUACCGCCCUGUCUGGACCGACCACCCGCUGCACGUAAGCAAAACCGGUCCAUUCGGCGCCAACGGCGAGGAGCAACGCGCGAUCGACUUUCUGGAAUUUGCGGCGCCGCAAGUCUUCAGAGAUGGGGCAAAGACUCUUAUCUACAGUCUGGAUGAAACCGCGUCUUCUCGCCCUGCACCGACACAGCCGCCAGACGAGAUCAUCAUGACCUGCCACGGCCACAGCGUCUUCAUCAACACCCCGCUGGAAACGAUUCUCAAGAACCGCGGGAUCAAGACCCUGCUGAUUGCAGGGAUGGGCACCGACCUGGCCGUCAGCACAGCCGUCCGUACAGCGCAGAAUCUCGCGCUCACUGGCAAAUGGGGCGGACGUGGAAAUAUGGAGGAUGUGGCGGCGUCGGAGAGAUGGACAGACGGGGCGGGUGUUUAUGCUGGAGAGGAAGAUAAGCUGGUGGUUGACAUGCCCCGGAUUAUUCUCAUCCAAGACGCGACAAGGGCGUUUGGUAAAGGGGGCGUUGAUGCGCAGACUGUGCAUCAUGUCCAUAUUGAGAGCCUGAGGGGUUUUUCUGAAGUCCGAGACACAGCAGGGGUUAUAGAGGCAAUGACUGGAGGUUUUGAAUAUGCGAAUAUUGAUUUAUUGCACUAGAAAUAUUAUUUCAUAC